AUGGCAGAAGAAGAUAUAGAUAUCGACAUUGACAUCGAUGGUGACGAACCCGACGAUCGAGUGAAAACUACCAGUAGCGCCAAAACUACCCGCGGAAAGCAGUUUAUCGACGAUACAUCAUCAACUUCAAGGGUCAACAGUAGCGAUCGACGGCAGAAGGACGAUACCGCUGGGGGCUCGAUGCCGUCUGGCUCUGGCGCUGCGAUCAGGAACGCUGUUGGCAUAGAGACAGAAUCGUCAAUAGCAGAUGAAUUUCAAAUCCCAGACUGGGUCACACAAGAUUAUCACGCGCAAGCAGGAUUCGAUGCAGGCGACAUGGAUGAGAAGUCUAGGCAGAUGAUCGAGAGCAUGUUGGCUGAGGAGGAGUUCUACUCAGGAAGACCGUCCAAGACGCUCUCUGGCACAAGUAGCAAACAAGCGACACCUUCUAUCGGCGGUUCGAAAGCUGCGACAACAUCACGUCCCAAAGGAAACCCUGGAUCGCAUUCAAGAGAGCCAACAGACCCAUCAUGGAGUAGGAAUGGACACAAGCCGACGUCAAAGAGCAGCGCCCACGACUCCAAAAAGCGCAAGAGUUCAGCAGAGCGAUCAGGACAGAGCAAAAGGACUGCAAGUGAAGGCAAAUUGAACGCUAUCUCGUCCGUGGACCUUCCUUCGCACAACACCCGCUGGACAAGCGAAGAAGAUGACCGACUCCGUGAAGGACUUCGUCUUCAUGGAUAUGGAAACUGGAAGGUGAUCGCCGCUGUGGUUGCAACGAGGAACCCAUUGCAAGUCAAGAACCAUGCACGACAUUUGUCUGUCUCUGAUAGGGUACCUCAUGAUGUUUCGACGAAUACUAGCGACGGAGAAGGAUUAGACAGGCGAUCAUCUGCGGCGAAUUCGGCGGAUGAGGAAAUGGCUGAUCACUCUGCUGUCAAAAAGAGGCACUCACGGAGUAAACGCGUGAAACGGAUCGAUGCCAGCGGAAAGUCUGAGGCCGACUCUGAUCGAUAUGGAGGGCGAAUCCGACGCGCAAGGAGCAUUACGUCAGAGUCAGGGAAUGAUGAUUUCACUGGGUCUGAAUUCGGUGCCACGAGUGGCUACGAUACUGACAACGACGACGAUGCUAGGUCGACGACAAAGUCGCCUUCUCUGUCAGGAAAAGGUGGCUCGCGUUCAGGAUCUAUCGGUUUAGGAACUCCCAGUCCUGGAUUACGACCGCUAUUUUCAUCGUCAUCGCUGUCAUCUCCCUAUACCCUAACUUCACAACGGACUGGCAUAUCCAGCAUGGAUGAGGACGAGGACGAGGAAGUAGAUGUAGACAUUGAGAGCACGGACGAGGAUGCAGCCAGUCGCUUGAACCUGGCAAGGGGCCUUCGACCCUAUGCCAGCAACGCUAAAUCUCGGUCGAUCUCCCCUUUUUCAAACUCGUCUACGCGAUCUCGGUUGUCCAGCGAGUUUGAUAGUCAAUCGGAUCGGGAUUUGGAGGACGAUGAUAUGGACGAGGUUGUUGAGUCGGGGAGCGCACGCAAGCGCGUCUCGGCAGCUUCUCCUGCCCUAUCCGAUACCUUGGGCUCGUCUAGUGACAUCUACUCGAACCCGACAUUCAACACUAGCGGCAGCAGUAUCAACAGCAUUGGGGCUGCGGGCAGCUUCAAGCCAUUACUAAAGGACACACAGUUUCAUUUGCAGCAGCAACACCAGCAACAUCUUCAACUGCUCCAAAAGGGCGGAACUUUGAGCCAUACCUCGAUGGACAAGAUGGUCAACUCCCCCAAGGAGAGGCGGACAGUGUCGUUUGGCGCUGUGCAUGUGGCCGAACUUCAGCCGGACAUCAACUCGUACGAUGAGGACGAGAUGCAUUCUUCAGAGGACAAUGGAUCUGCUAGGAAGCGAGGGCUAGCGCCGCUUUCGGAGACAUCAUCUUACCUACACGGCUCCACGACAACUCUUCCGACAAGACUUUCACCUCCAGUCAACCUGGCUGGAAUUGACCCUACUCUGACAGGAAGCAUGGUCUUGCCUUCCAGUCUCCGCAACGGGCAGGGUCACAGGAUUAUUGUCAAGCGGGCCCAUUUGAAUCAGGAGAGCGAGGAGGAUAAUUACGAAGAGGAGGAAGGGUCACUCGGGACUGGACACAAGAAGCUCCCUCACCCUGCCGGUAUCCUCAGUCUAUCCCGCAAAGGUCAAAAGAGCGUACCCAAGCAGAAAUCGCACUCGGCAUCGUCGUCGCAGGCGCAAGGUGGCAAUCCGAGCAACUCGAUCUCGCUUCCACACUUCUCUCACGGACAACUAUCCAUCACCCCAGCCAUGACGAUGAACACGACUGCCAUGGUGUUACCAACAACACCUCCAAACGUGACCCCACGGAUCUUGGACAAGACCAUCAUCACCGAGGAGGAAACGCGCGUGCAUUCCGAGUUCUUUUGCAACAAGGCCAGCAAGACGCCAGAGAGAUACCAGCGGAUCAGGAAUACGAUCAUCCAGGCCUGGGAGAAGUCACCGUCGACAUACUUGACAAAAACGAGCGUGCGCUCUGCGUUAAAGGACUGUGGCGACGUGAAUGCAAUCGGUCGAGUUCACUCAUGGCUAGAGUCGAUCGGGGUCAUCAAUGUGGGCAUGACGGCCUCUUCUCCAGGAGCGUCGUUAGCGAGACCCAGGAAUGGAGGGAGCAAUCCGUCCAAAAAGCGCGGACAAUCUGAAGAUCGGGGCUGGUCGUCGUCUUCUUCUUCGUCUGCUCCUCGUCGAAGGAGUAAUCCUGCGAUAUUAAACGAUUUGGAUGAUAUGGACUCUGUGUGGGUCACGCCUCCUCUAAGGCGGCGCAGGGUUCGGAACGAGCGCGGGGAAUGGGUGAAUGAGAGCGAUUUGGAAGGGCACGUCAUCGAGCACAAUGUACAUAACACCAAGGACGAGAAGCGCUCCAGCUCGUCACGAAGAUCAGAUCGCCAGAGCACCGAUAUCUUCCAGCUAGACGACGAAGCCUUUUUCGAACGCCACGGGAUGACCAAGGAGGAAAUGGAGGAAGAACUGGAUCAGGAACGACUCGCUGCACAGAACGCCAAAUACUUCGCAGCGUCUGAGCUUCAUCCUAUCAACAACAAAGUCCCAAGGAAUCUACGGGCGGGACAUUUGAUCCGACAGUCGAACCGUUCUUAUUUCCAUGGUGUCGAAGACGAUGAUGAUGGAGAUAUGGAGGCGUACAUUGAUGAGGAUGGAGCAAGCGGAUCUCUGUCGGGAGGAAACCAGUAUGAUCCCUUCCGGCUUGUGCCCCUUCGAAAGUACAAUGCACAGAAUCAGGCGCCCUUCCGAGUCAAAGUCUCCUCUGAUGCCAUGCUCAUUAUGGAUUUUCAUUCUCAUUUGGCCGAGACGGAGGUGAUUGGACUACUCGGUGGCCUCUACGACGAGGACGAAAAGAUCCUGUUCAUCCUUGGCGUCUUCCCUUGUCGGAGUAUCAGCACAGGUCUCCAGUGCGAGAUGGACCCAGAAUCAGACGUCGAGGCACGGUUCUUUUUCUCAUCCAAGGGCUUCGUAGUCGUGGGCUGGUAUCACUCCCACCCGACCUUUGAACCUAACCCGAGUAUCCGCGACAUUGAGAACCAGUCCGAGCACCAGACAAUGUUCCGUCGCCACGAGCUCAACGUCGAACCCUUUGUCGGUGUCAUUGUCUCACCUUUCGACCCACGUAACUUGUCCUUCCUCUCAAAGUUCCAGUUCUUGUCCGUCUCCGAGCAGGUUGAUGAGCGGCUGAACUGUCGGCUACCUUUUGGAUAUGACCGGGAGAUCACACGGACAAACGAACUUUCGGUCUCGGUCUUUCAACAGCUGUCGGAUUUGGUGCGGUAUUAUCGGACGUAUGAGCAUCGUGUGGACCUCUCGUUACCGCUGAGGAAGGGUGAGGCUACUACAACGACGAGGUUGGACAAGUUGCUGAAAUCGAUUAGUCACCAUAUCUUUGUGGAUGAGACUAAUGCGAAGGCGUUCCUGAGCAAAGUCCGUGAGUUGGUGAUCCGAGGGUUCCAGUUGGAUUUGCCUCUCAGCACUACGGCCCCUAGUAUUGCAAGCGCGGAUGCCACUGCCUCUACCUCGACUUCUACACCCUCAUCGUCGGCAACACAUGCGGGACCACCACUACGACCUACCACACCGUCUGCCAGCACCACCACCACAUCAACACCUCAACCUACUCCAGUCGACGAUGACUCUACGGGAGGAGAUAAUAGUAUAGCGGAUAUGCAACCUGGCCCUACUACGCCAGACAAGGCCAUGAUUGGCGAAAUCAACAUUGACCAGACACCGUCACCCUCGCCGCUCGCACAACCACCGCCACCGUAG
Linnemannia hyalina is the source of this 4314-nucleotide messenger RNA. The record is from the annotation of a GenBank genome assembly. Lineage: Eukaryota; Fungi; Mortierellomycota; Mortierellomycetes; Mortierellales; Mortierellaceae.